ACACAUCCUGGUUUUAAUAAAAGAUCCAGAAUUCAGCGUAAACGUCGAGCUCAAGAAAAAAAUAUGAAAUUAAAUUCCCGAGAUGUGGAAGAUUCCGAACAAGCGGAUGUUUUCGAAAGGUCAGAAAUUAUUAAUACAACUGCAUCUGUGUCAAAGGAGAAUCAUUGCCCGGAUGAUUUUUUUACAAAGUCCGGAAGUGAAAAAUUUGACUUUCUACGCCAGAAGUUACAGCUAAUGUUCCUAAGACAAACCAGCUUUCCUGAGUUCUGAUCUGGACAUUUCAGUUAUUGACUCUGACGUAGAAGGUAGAAAUACAAGCUCUCUUUUGGGGUAUGCCAGAAUGUAUUAUUGCAGCAGCUGCAGCCAGAGUUGGUAAAAAAGUUUUGCAUCUGGAUCGUAAUGGUUAUUAUGGUGGAGAUUGGGCAAGCUUCAGUUUUGAUAAAUUUUUGGAGUGGAUUGAUGAGGCAAAGGUUGACAGUGAUAAUCUUGGAGAACAUAGUAAUGAAUCAUCACCAAUAUCAUCAUUUGUAAAUGAAAAUGAAAAUUUUGUGUUGUGUUUGCCAAAUUCUAAAUCUGUAACCAAUAUUUGCCUUAAAUCUUAUAUAAGAGAUGAGCCCUGUUCUCCAGUUACUUUAAAUGCUGAAAUUAAUGAACUUUUAAAUAACACAGAAAGUGAAGCCAGCCACUCAUCUGACGAUCAACCCGUUAAUGUUGCACCUUCAACUGAUAGUGUACAGUCAGAAGCAGACAGUGAAGAAACUCUUAAUAGUUCAAGCCAAAAUGAUACUUCCUCUCCUGAUACUAAUAAUGCUGACAAUCAACCUGUUUCCAUAGUUGAUUUGCAGCAAGAGUGGUCGAUACGCAACUUUUUAGAAAAUCGAAGAAAAUUUAAUAUUGACUUAGCACCUAAGAUUAUGUUCUCUAGAGGUUCACUUGUAGAGCUGCUUAUAACAUCUAACAUUGCACGUUAUGCAGAAUUUCAAUGUGUUAACCGAGUUUUAACUUAUAUAAAUGGCCAUUUAGAACAAGUUCCUUGCUCACGAGCUGAUGUAUUUAGUACCAAAAAUGUAACAGUUGUGGAGAAAAGAAUGCUGAUGAAAUUUUUAACAUUUUGUCUAAAGUUUGAAGAACAAGAAGAAGAAUAUAGAGGUUUCGAGAAUGGCUUAUUUGUGGAUUUUCUAAAAUCUAAGAAGUUAACUCCAAAUGUUGAACAUUAUAUUAUUCAUGCCAUUGCAAUGGUGGAUGAAUCAUGUAAUACGUUAGAGGGCCUCAAAGCUUCACAAAAGUUUCUUGAAUCACUAGGACGAUAUGGGAAAAGCCCGUUUCUAUGUACUUGUUAUGGAAGUGCGGAAUUACCGCAGUGCUUUUGCAGGUUAUGUGCUGUAUAUGAAGGAAUGUACUAUCUUAAACGGAAAGCUGAAGCAGUUGUUCUUAGUAAUAACCAUUGCUGUGGUAUUAUAUCAAUGGGACAGAGAAUCAAUUGCCAGUGGUUGGUAAUGGAAUCGAGUUACGCACCUCCUGAAUUUUUACCUCCUGCUAAACCAGAAUAUCUAUCUCGAGGGAUAUUUAUCACUGAUGCAUCUCUCUAUCCUUCAGAAAAGAAUGAAAAUAUCUUGCUAAAAUUACCUCCUGGACCUGGAAUUACAAAUCCUAUUACAGUUCUUGAAUUCAGUUCAAAGACUUAUGUAUGUCCAGAAGAUCUCUAUAUUGUUUAUAUGGUGGGUCAUUCCUCGAAUACUACAGCUGAAGAGGAUUUGAAGUAUGCUGUUGAGUUAUUAUUCAGAUCUGAAGCUUCUGGCAAUGAAGUACCAAAUGGAAGUACAAACCACAAACCAAAUAUUCUUUGGUGUCUUUAUUACAACCAAAAAGAUACAUCUACUAUUGACUUGAAUUUUUGUGUUCCUGGAAGUAUCUUCUUGACAUCUUCACCUGAUGUGCAGCUAGAUUAUGAGCAUUCUGUGAAAGAAGCCCGUGAAAUUUUUAAUAAAAUAUGCCCAGGAGAAGAAUUUCUACCACGAGCACCUGAUCCUGAAGACAUUCUAAUUGAUCAGCAUAAUAAUCCUGGAGAUGAUGGUAAUGGUGGUAAAAUUGAAAAUGAUGUCAGUAAAUCUGAUUCUGGGUUUACUGAAAGUUCAUAUAGUAAUGCUGAGAUAGAAAGUACGAAAUCCUUAGAAGAAAAUCAUUCAACAUUGGGUAAUCAAAGCUUGGAUAAUGCUGAGACGGAAGGGACAAAAUCUAGUGAAGAGAAUCUUACAGCUACUGAAAAUCAAAGCUUAGAAUCUGAAACUGGUUAAUAUUUCAUAGCAAAGCUUAGUAAAAUCAAAAAGGUGUAUAAGCUAGUUACUUAAAUUUUUGUCCAUCUGUUAUUCAGCUUUGUGUAUUUUGACUGACCAUUCCAAAACAGAGAUUUGCAUAUGCGUUUAAUUUUAAACCUGUUGAUAUCUGUUUAUAAUUAUCAUCAUUAUAUUGCAUAUAAUGCCGGAAAUUAUGCUUCAUAACAUAAAUUCUUAUAAAAUCUUAGGUCUAAAUCUUUAUGUGAAAAUUUAGUUUCAGAAAUUUAUUUCGAAAAUCUUCCCUUCCCCAGUCGCAGCACAUUUUAUGCAGUUUGGGUUUCCUCUAAAUGAAAGUUAUGUAUUCAUGCCACUUUUUUUAUCUGACUUACGUGUAUCUUGACUUCAGUUAAAAACUUUGAAGAACUAGAAAGAAGGAAAAAUAUAAUACUGAGGGGUUUUUUUUUUUUUUUUAAUUUGCUGUAAAAAAAUAACAAAAAUGUCAUCAUUUUGAAUGUAAAAUUAUUCUAAUAUUUAUAUAUUUAU
This is a messenger RNA of Stegodyphus dumicola, 2816 nucleotides long. RefSeq names its product Rab escort protein (gene Rep). NCBI's taxonomy places the organism in Eukaryota, Metazoa, Arthropoda, Arachnida, Araneae, Eresidae. Gene Ontology annotation, biological process: small GTPase-mediated signal transduction; vesicle-mediated transport; protein geranylgeranylation. Gene Ontology annotation, molecular function: GDP-dissociation inhibitor activity. Gene Ontology annotation, cellular component: cytosol; nucleus; Rab-protein geranylgeranyltransferase complex. The record is from RefSeq and is a predicted model, not a curated record.